AUGGCCGCACUGAGAAGGUUCAAGUUUGAUAAAAUCGCGGAGAGCCAAAGUCUAAGCGCGCAGGAGGUGGACCAUCUCGAUCGAGUAAGUAUGGUAUCUUUGAAAACGUUAAAAAUACCUGAACAGAUAUGUAAUGCAAAAAAUGACCAGCAGGAAUUGUGUAGAGUUGCCUCGCAUUUUGCCGUCCAAAUUGCUGCACGAGGAGGGGGAAGAAGAAGAGGGGGAAAAAAAAAAAAAAAAAAGGGAAGGAACAAAUUAGAGAACCUCCUUGAAAAGAAGUCAUACCAAUGUUUAAAACAACAUUUGGCAGAGUACCAGAACAAGUGGAAAGACAUGGAGCAAAUGGCCUUGGCGCAUGCGGAGGAUGCGAGACACAUGGGAAAAAACGCUUCCCCCGCCAGGAUGACGUUCUUUCCUGAGUCGUGCAUAGCGUACACGCUUCACAAUUUCAACGCCCACUACGGCGUUAUGUACAGAGUUCUGCACGAGAUCAAAACGCGGCUCCCGCAUUUUGUGCCCAGGAAAGUGUUAGUGUAUUCAGGCGUCCCCGCUGUGGCCGUAGUGGCCCUGAACGAGUUGUACCCAAGUGCGAACAGUAGCAGUGGUGGAAGCGGCGACCGCUGUAGAGACAGAAGCUGCGAGCGCAUCGUGGCCGUGGAGUCGUCCGACUCGUUCGAAUCCAUUUCCAAAUACCUCACGGAGCGCAUCCCCAACGUGAUGUACCAGAUGAACCUCUACAAUAACACCCGGGACAAGUACGACCUCGUAAUCACGUCACACACGUUACUAACCCUGUAUGAUUAUAACGCAAGAAAUUUGUACAUAAAAAACAUGUGGGAGAGGUUGUCCCCUGGAGGAAUCCUUAUCAUUGUGGAGAGUGGUACACCCACUGGGUUCCGCAUGAUCCAUUCCAUAAGAGAGCUUUUCAUAACAGAAUUAAAGUACGACAAAUUUCAUUUCAUCGCUCCAUGUCCUCACGAAAGUAUUUGUCCCCUAGCCUUAACAGGAAAAGACUGGUGCCACUUUGCUCAAAGGACACAUAGGCUCUCUCAUCACAUUUACUGCAAAGGCAGUAGAGCUAAGAAUGUGGAGGAGCUAAAAUAUUCUUACCUUGUUAUACGUAAAUGUGAGGGCCCAAGAACAGUAUACAAAUGUGAAGCGGAUGCCUUGACUCCUGAAGAGAAAUCUUUUUUCUGGCCACGGGUUGUCCUUCCUACCAUCAAGUCGGGUAAGCAUGUCCUAAUCGACGUGUGUUCAAGUCCACAAAAUUUUGAGCGACUUGUAGUAACGAAAAGUGCAUCCCUAAUUCCAAAUUUGCGAACCCCAAAUGGGUCCAUACUUAAGGGGUAUGGAUACAAAAGCGCUAGGAAGUUGCUUUGGGGGGACCUGUUCCGCUUCACCAAGAGGAUUAGUCGGCCCGACGCCAGACUGUACACCCCGGAAAGCACCAAGCAACAUCUCUACAGGCUCUACAAUAAACACAAGCGCCGCCAAAACGUAACGGACGUCGUGGACCGGCAGUCCCGCGAACACUUUGAGUCACGCGCGGUGCAGUUUUACGGGUCCUGA
Messenger RNA from Plasmodium fragile, 1569 nucleotides. RefSeq lists its product as uncharacterized. The coding region runs from base 1 to 1569 and encodes 522 amino acids. Gene Ontology annotation, biological process: translation. Gene Ontology annotation, cellular component: mitochondrial small ribosomal subunit. The record is from RefSeq and is a predicted model, not a curated record. The transcript is spliced from 2 exons. Lineage: Eukaryota; Apicomplexa; Aconoidasida; Haemosporida; Plasmodiidae. Gene Ontology annotation, molecular function: structural constituent of ribosome; methyltransferase activity.